UGCAGGUAAAGCAAAAUAGAUUCGUGCUGUGGUACACAACAAUAUAAAAAAAAUAUAGAUACACACAAUGAAAAUUACGUCCUUACGCGUCACUGUGAAGUAAAGUUUAUCAAGAAAAUGACAAACAACAAUCCAGGAGAGCAAUAUUGCUGGACAUCAGGACAACAAAAUACUGAAUACUAUUCUAACCCCACGAUUCCCUACCCUCCACCUGAUUUCUCACAACCACCGCCAAAUUUCCGAGUGCCUCCUCCUAAUUACCAAAAUUAUCAACACAAUUCAUACGAAAAACCACCCAGUGAUAUAUACGGUCAACCCGCAAGUGGAAGUUCAUGCCAGAAUUACAACAAUUACGCGUCAUACACGUAUCAAGGUUAUGCAGAGAGUUCAACAUCGCCUGGUAGCUUGUAUGUACCCUCUACCAACGAUGAGACACAGCAGUUUCGAUGGGUCCAAUGCCAGUCAAGUAAUGUCAGUCACUGGAGCAGAAGUCAUGGGGAUUCCAAUCAAUCAUUAAACAAUGAUUCACCUAAGAUUGGCAGUUGGAAAGGAAGGACUGAUCCUAGUGACUGGAGUUUGCAAUGUGCUGGAGCAGUAAAACGUAGUGAUUAUUCAAAACAUGGUGAUAAUAGCAAUAGAUAUGAUAAAUCACGGAAAGACUGGCGUGGUCAUGAGGGAAAAUCGUACGCUAAUAAGCACUGGUCCAAGGGCUCUGAUCAUAUAUCAUCUGCUCAUUAUAAGGGAUCUAACCCUCGAGGGAUGCCAGUGGACAGAUACAGGAAAUUAGACAGGAAUCAUUAUUACAAGAACGAGGAUUACCGGAGGACUUCCUUGAGGGAUCAUUCAGCGUCGCGCGAAAGGACACGAAGUAGAGAUAGAUCGAUUGUCAAUGAGAGGUCUAGGAAACGAUCACGAUCGUUGGAGUCCGAUCCUUCCAGGGGUUCAACGUCGAUAUCAGCUGGUUGUAGCAAAGGUGUAGCCAAACCAAAGAGGGAGCUAACUGAGCGAGAGUUAUUACUGGAAAAAUAUAGGCGAAAUUACUGUGCAACAAGUCGUGAUAUUGAGAAAAAAAUGGAUGAACUGGGCCCCGACGGAAUUCUAGAGUGUGAGAGAAAGGCUUGGACUCGAACAGCUCCAGCUGAUCUUUAUUAUAACAGGGAUGAGAAUAAUCCAAGAAUAAUGAAAGGGACACCUAAGCUUCAAGAAUUGUGUGGCAUAUUUAAACGAGCCCUGUUAGACAGAGCAGCGAUUACACGAGCAAGUCAGUCUCCAUAUGAGCCGCCAGUAAGAAAAACCAGAAGACGAGUUUGCAGGCACAAAUCAGAGAUAUGCAGCAGUGAUAGUAGUUCUUCAGACGGUGACAGUUCUAUGGAUGAAGUUGACAGGACUAUGGAAGAGCUGAUGGCCAAGAAGGAGCAUCCACAAAGGUUGCACAAGGAAAUGUGGUUCAAUGAUCCUGGUGAAAUGAACGAUGGUCCUUUGUGCAGGUGCAGUGCCAAAUCGAGAAGAUCAGGCAUCAGGCAUGGUAUUUAUGCUGGUGAAGGUAUGAUAAAUCGUUGUGAAUUGAACUCCAACAAUGCCGACAAAUUAUUCCAUUAUAGAAUAACAAUAAGUCCUCCAACAAAUUUUUUGACUAAAACGCCAACAAUUAUCAAACACGAUGAGCACGAGUUCAUAUUCGAGGGUUUCUCAAUGCUUUCUCAUUUUCCACUUGUCAAAUUGCCCACAUGCAAAGUCAUCAGGUUUAAUAUCGAAUACACUAUUCUCUACAUUGAGGAAAAAUUACCAGAGAAUUUCACAGUACAGGAAUUGGAUUAUUUCCAGAAUUAUCUGUUCAAGGAAAUAUUAGAACUGAUGGACUUUGAUUUGCAUCCAGCGCAAGAUCGAACUGGUUGUGGACAAUUUCACUUUAUGCCGCGAUUUGUCAGAGAUUUACCAGACAAGGGACAAGAAAUUUUAUCAAUGAAUGAGGUAUUAAAUUAUUUGAUAAAAAGUAGCACGAAAUUAAUUGAAGUCCAAGAUCUUCCGAGGCUUAUUGAAAUGCCCCAAUACAAGUGGCAAAAUUUUGCUGACGAAGUCAAAGGAAUGGUGGUUACGUAUCCGGGAAAAAAACCAUGCAGUGUUAGGGUAGAUCAACUUGAUCGAAAUCAGGAGGAUGAGCAACCCAACGAUGGAACUAUUUAUCCAGCAAUUGUUCACUUUGGAAUCAGACCCCCUCAGCUUAGUUACGCUGGUAACGCUGAUUACCAGAAAGCCUGGAGAGACUAUGUUAAAUUCCGUCAUCUCUUGGCCAACAUGCCGAAACCUUCCUUUGAAAGUAAGAGGAAAUUAGAGGCUAAAGAGAAUAAACUCCAAGAGUUGAGAACCCAAAGUAAAAUGAAGAGAGAUGUGACUGUCGAUAUGAGCUCCGAGGGUUUCUACCGAACUGGAAUAAUGUGUGACAUUGUUCAGCACGCCAUGCUAAUUCCUGUACUAGUCUGCCAUCUACGAUUCCACAAAUCAUUGGACAAUUUAGAAUGCACACUUAAAUACAAAUUUAAGAAUAGAUAUUUAUUACAAUUAGCGCUGACGCAUCCUAGCUAUCGAGAGAAUUUUGGAACAAAUCCAGAUCAUGCGAGAAAUUCACUAACAAAUUGUGGCAUCAGUCAGCCGGAGUACGGAGACAGACGAAUUCACUACAUGAAUACUCGGAAACGAGGGAUCAAUACUUUGAUAAAUAUUAUGUCAAGGUUUGGUGCAAGAAGAGAAACAGAAUCGUCAAUUGCUCACAAUGAGAGACUGGAGUUUCUUGGAGAUGCUGUCGUUGAAUUUUUAUCUUCAAUUCACCUCUUUCACAUGUUUCCAAAUCUCGAAGAAGGAGGCUUAGCUACUUACAGAGCAGCCAUCGUCCAAAAUCAACAUCUAGCGGUUCUAGCUGAGAAAUUACACCUGGAACAGUAUAUGCUGUACGCCCAUGGUAGCGAUCUUUGUCACGAUUUGGAGCUAAAACAUGCUAUGGCGAAUUGUUUCGAAGCCCUUAUGGGCUCAUUGUUCCUAGACGGGGGUAUUGAGGUGGCUGACAGAGUAUUCGGUGAAACUCUGUUCCAAAAUGAGUGUGAUUUACUCUCAGUCUGGGUGAAUUAUCCAAGGCAUCCCCUUCAAGAGCAAGAACCAAUGGGUGAUAGGCAGUGGAUCUCCAGCUUUGAAUUCUUGCAAAAGCUCACAAAAUUUGAGGAAACUAUCGGAGUUGAUUUCACCCACAUGAGAUUACUAGCAAGAGCGUUCACAGAUCGAAGCAUCGGUUACACUAAUCUGACACUUGGCUCCAACCAGAGAUUGGAAUUUCUUGGUGAUACUGUUCUCCAACUUAUCGUCUCCGAAUACCUUUAUAAAUUUUUUCCUGAGCAUCAUGAGGGGCAUUUAUCGUUAUUACGAAGCUCUUUGGUGAAUAAUAAGACACAGGCUGUCGUUUGUGACGACUUGGGGAUGACGCAGUAUGCACUAUAUGGAAAUCAAAAAGCAGAGCUCAAGACUAAAGACAGGGCAGAUUUACUGGAGGCUUUUCUCGGAGCACUGUAUGUAGACAAGGGCUUGGAUGCCUGUAAAGUUGUCUGCAAUGUGUGCUUCUUUCCUCGUCUUCAGGACUUUAUCAUGAAUCAAGACUGGAACGAUCCCAAAAGUAAACUUCAGCAGUGUUGUCUGACAUUGAGAACGAUGGAUGGUGGGGAACCUGAUAUUCCUGUAUAUAAAGUCAUCGAGUGCAAAGGCCCCACCAACACAAGAGUCUACACAGUGGCUGUAUAUUUUCGGGGAAAAAGACUGGCGAAAGCUUCUGGGCACAGCAUCCAGGAAGCUGAGAUGAAUUCAGCUAAAGAAGCUCUGGAAAAGUCUCAGGACCUUUUCCCUCAACUCGAUCAUCAGAAGAGGGUCAUCGCGAAGAGUGUCAAGAUGCAACAGUGGCCAAGAAGGGUGCGGACGAGGUCGAGGCAUUCCGACAAAUCUGAUGAUUCCGAUUCAGUCGUUCCAAGCAGAAAGCGGAGGAGCAGAAGUAAGGAUAGAGCGGUGGACAGGAUUGAAAGGAGCGACAGAGAUGAUCAUCGGAAGUCUCGCUGCACUUAUGAUUAGGGACACCGGAAUAUAAUUUCUUUGAAAUUAUAAGAUAAUUUCCAAUUUACAAA
Diachasmimorpha longicaudata is the source of this 4157-nucleotide messenger RNA. RefSeq names its product ribonuclease 3 (gene drosha). Lineage: Eukaryota; Metazoa; Arthropoda; Insecta; Hymenoptera; Braconidae. Gene Ontology annotation, biological process: pre-miRNA processing; rRNA processing; primary miRNA processing. The transcript is spliced from 2 exons. Gene Ontology annotation, cellular component: nucleus; microprocessor complex. Bases 118 to 4104 code for a protein of 1328 amino acids. The record is from RefSeq and is a predicted model, not a curated record. Gene Ontology annotation, molecular function: ribonuclease III activity; RNA binding.